This is a messenger RNA of Penicillium waksmanii, 468 nucleotides long. RefSeq lists its product as uncharacterized. The coding region runs from base 1 to 468 and encodes 155 amino acids. NCBI's taxonomy places the organism in Eukaryota, Fungi, Ascomycota, Eurotiomycetes, Eurotiales, Aspergillaceae. The record is from RefSeq and is a predicted model, not a curated record. The transcript is spliced from 2 exons.
AUGUGGACCGUCUAUCCCAUGCCAAAGGGCAUCAAUGUGUACAGGACAGUGCUGACGCCCUCCGCGUCCGAUUGCCAGCAAGACCGUGAUCGUGGAAAAGCCGGUUAUUUUCAGAUAUGUACUCUCAAUAACCCCGAUCUUGAAGCCGGCCAUCUCAUCGUUCACAUGUUCUACUAUUAUAUCAGUGCCGAGUGCUCAAUGAACUUCAGCUAUCGGGGUCAUGAUUACUUCGUGGACAACAAACAAUCCCCACCCACGAACUCUUGUGGUUGGAGUGAUGGUGGAUUUCAAGCAUUUGGCUCUUCUUCGACAGAUGCCUGCUACUUCAACAUUGCAAGCCACGAUCCAUCCGAUACUACCGAAGGUCAGGGAUCUGUCGGUACGCUCUCUCAGUCUAACUUGACGCUCGGCGCGACGCUAUCCCAAGGUGGCACACCCACCCCUCUCCGCCGCGGGGCAAUUAUGUGA